Molecule: messenger RNA, 9105 nt
Organism: Nerophis lumbriciformis (worm pipefish)
Lineage: Eukaryota; Metazoa; Chordata; Actinopteri; Syngnathiformes; Syngnathidae
Gene: ccdc88c
Product: coiled-coil domain containing 88C
Biological process (GO): cytoskeleton-dependent intracellular transport; cytoplasmic microtubule organization
Cellular component (GO): cytoplasm; centrosome
Molecular function (GO): microtubule binding; dynein light intermediate chain binding
Source: RefSeq, a predicted model, not a curated record
GUUCACCUCCUCGUCAAGCGGCAGGCGACUAACUAACUCACUAACUAAAUAACUAACUAACGCCGUGGAAACGCCACACUUGGGGAAAAAACCGUUAUGUUUUAUCGCCAACUUGCUAUUUUCCCUGCGGUUUUGUUGUUUCUUUGUGUGGAGUCUCCUUGACUACGAAGUUGGGAUCAAGUGUUCGAAAGUGGAUAUUUAUUUCCCCCCGCAGGAAAGUGGAUAUUUGCCCACUCCACGCACCGGAAAUGAUUCCCUUGCUUUUGGCUACUUUGGCGAAGACUUUGUGACUAUUUGGCUACAAUUGGGAGCAUCUAACCGUGUCCGUGGAACAAUAGUGAACGUGACACGAGAGAAAGCCUACCUCGAGGGGGGGGGGGUCCAUGCCUCGAGGGGGGGCUUUGUUCCGUGGAUCGAUUCAUUGAUCGAUUCAUUCAUUGAUCGAUUCAUUGAUCUUCAGAGCAGGUCAGCAUGGAUGUGACUCUGUCCGAGCUCCUGGUCGCCUUUUUGGACUCACCGCUCGUGCUGUGGGUGCGGACGUUAGGGCCGCUGGGGUCAUGUGACCAAGUGGGCUGCGAGGAGCGUGUCAACAUCUUCAUCGAGCUGGUGGAUGGAGUCUUCUUGCACAACAUCAUGACACACAUUGACCCCAGCCCCAAUAACCAGAGGCUGAACAAGAAUGUGGGAAAUGAUGUGUCACUUCGCCUUCACAACUUGACUCUUCUCACCAGACACAUCAGGACGUACUACCAGGACACCCUUCAGCAGUUAAUAGUCAUGCCCCUUCCAAACAUUGUCUGCAUUGCCAGGGAUCCUUUAUCAGCAAAGAGCAUGGAGGAGCUGAAAAGAUUGUUACUGUUGAUCCUGGGUUGUGCCGUGCAGUGCGAGCGUAAGGAGGAGAUGAUUGACAAGAUCAAACUGCUGGACAUUGAGACCCAGGCGGCCAUUGUCUCCUACAUCCAGGAGGUGACACACAACCAGCAGAACGUCCUUGACCUGUCAUGGCUGGAGGAAGAAGCAGGACUUGCACAGGAAGUGCUGGAGCCUUUGUCUCGCAGCAUGGCCACGUCACUGCGCCACCUGGUGGAGCAGAGGGACCUGGCCGGUGAGUUGCUAGUGGAGCUGAGCAGUGAGAGAGACUACUUGGAGAGAGCAGACGUGCUGGUGAAGAAUGGAGGAGCAUCCUUGAGCAAAGAAGAGAAGCAGCAUGUGUCCGUGGAGUUGGCUGACACCAAGGCCAAACUUCGCAGAUCCAGACAAGAACUGGAGGAGAAGACGGAGCACUUAAUGGAUUCCAGACAUGAGGUGGAGCGUCAACAUCAGGAGCUCCAAAGACUUAAACAAGAGAACCAGUCACUGUCCUGCGAGGCUCGCUCAGUGCGGCUUUAUCGGGACGAAGUGGACUCUUUGCGGGAGAAAGGUGCCCGGGUGGAGCGACUGGAGACAGAGCUGAGUCGAUGUAAGGAGAAGCUGAAUGAUGUUCACUUCUACAAGGCCAGGAUGGAGGAGCUCCGUGAGGACAACCUGACUCUGCUGGAGACCAAGACCUUGUUGGAGGAGCAGCUGGCGGCCUCCAGGGGGCGCUGUGACAAAGUGCACACCUUGGAGAAGGACAACCUGCUGAUGCAGGCCAAAAUACACCACUUGGAAAUGGAGAGAGAGAGUGAGCGUCAGAGAGUGGAAGAGUUACAGGAAGAGAACAUGCUGCUGGAGAUAGGACAGAAACAGAGUAUGAACGAAUCAGCUCAUCUUGGAUGGGAACUGGAACAACUCAGCAAACACCAGGACAAUUGUAGCUCAGAGACUCGGAAAUCCUUCGUACACGAGCUCAAUGAGUGUGUUUCCAGCCGGGUUUUAAAGCUGGAGAAGGAGAACGGGGAGCUCCAAGCCUCUGUUGAGAGACUGAAAGAAGAGAAGCACCUCCUGCAGGAGAGAGAGCUCCAUGGCCAAGUGCUGGACCGAGAGAACCAGACUCUCAGCAAGAAGGUGGAACAUCUCCAGGCCUUGUUGGACCAGGAGAAAGUGACCAACCAAGACAUGGAGUCUCUUGGAGAGGAACUGUUGAAGGACAAAAACCUUCUGGAAAGACAGAUGCAUCUUCUAAAAGCAGACAAAGACAGACAGAUCUCUGAGUUGGAGAGCAAGAAGCAGAACCUGUCUGACGCGGUGGUCUCGCUCCGUGAGCGCGCUCAGGCCAACGGUGAGACCGCGGUCCCCCAGGUGGAGGCCGAGAACCGCCUGCUACACCAGCGCUUUACCGACACCAGCGCCCGCUUAGCCAGCCUGGAGAUUGAACUCAAGCUUUCCCAAGAAGAAGAAGUGCGUCUGAGGGAGAAGGCGGGGAGAUGUGAUGAAGUGGAGAGUGAGAUGGCUCGGGUGGAGAGAACCAGGGACGCUCUCAGCAGAGAGGUGGCAGCUAUGCAGGCCUGCAGUGAGACUUCAGAACUUCUGGAGAAGCAGGUGUCCUCCAUGCAGCAGGAGAUGCACAGACUCAAACGGGAGGCAGAGGAGGCCGAGCAAGAGCUUCAGCAACUGAAAGCAGAAAACCUGGAGCUCCGUUGCUCUGUGGAAAACCUGCGUUCAUCUUCUGAUCUCCUCACCAAACAACUGGAGGAAACCAAGGAGGUGCGGAGAGAAUCGCAAGAGGUGCAGAGAAGGCUUGAGGAGGUGGAGGCGGAGUUGCAAGGAGAGAGGAAGAGAGCCGAGAGACUGGAGGCGAAUGUAAACCAGGAGAAGUUCCACCUCAAGGCUGACGUGGAAAAGUUCAAGGAGGAGAGAGACGAACAAGCCCGAGAGAAGAAGGGAGCCUUGAGUCGGCUGGAGGAGCUGAAGAAGGAAAUAGAGCAGCUCAGUCGGGAGCAGAGGAGGCGAGAGGAAGGAGACAAGGACAGAGAGAGGCUUCAGCUGGACCUGGACCAGGCGGACAAGAGUAGGAAGCAUCUGGAGAAGGAGAGCUGGAGGAUGACAAUGCUCCUGGACAAUAAGGAGGCUGAGCUGGAGGAGAAGACCAGGCAGUUGGCGAGCGUGCAGAGGGAGAUCCUGGCUCUGAGCAGAGAGGCGGAUCGGCUGAAGGAGGUGGCGCUCAAGGCCAAGGAAUGGGAGAGAGACUACAAGGAGCUGCAGAAACAGGCCACCAUGGACAAGAGGACUUUGGCUACUCUGAGAGAGGAGUUGGUGUCCGAGAAGUUGAGCGUCCAGCAGCACAGUUUGGAGUUGGAGAGACUCAAUGAAGAACUGGAGAAGGUUGGACUCACCCGAGAAAGACUACUGCAGCAGGAGCAGUCCUUGGAGGAAAGCAAAUACAAGCUGCUUGAAUCCCGACUUGAGGAAACAGUGCAGCAGGCGAUGAAGAUGAAAGAAGGGAAGUUGUCUAGUCUGCAGAAGAAACUGGAGGAGAGCAACAGACACAACACAACUCUACGUGCUCAACUAACUGCUGCUCUCCAGAAAGGAGAAGGUCACCACCUGCAGGAGUUCUCCAAAGAUGAGCGACGAGACUCGGCCACCACUGAGUUGCUUCACAUCAAAGAUCAUCUCAUUGAUGUGGAAAAGAGUAACGCCUCACUUCAGACUCAGAGUCGAUUAUUAAUGGAACAACUCAAACAACUGGACAACCAAAACACUUUGCUGAACAAUCAGAUGGCGACACAACAGCGACACACCACAACACUGCAGGAGCAGAACACUUCUCUGCACACUCACACUGCACAACUGCAGGUGGAAAACUCCACGCUGUCUUCCCAGAGUGCAUCUCUCAUGGCCCAGAAUGCCGUGCUGCAGGGCCAAGUCAGCGCCUUGGAGACAGAGGCGGAGUCGUGGCAGCGACAGCGCGAGGAGGCAUGGCGAGGGCGGGAGAGUGUCCUCGACGACCACGAGCGCCUCCUGAGCGUCCACGAGAGGCAAGCGCAGGAGUACGAGCAGCUCAUCAGUCAACACACCGCUCUGAAGGUCAAGCAGAGGGCGCAGGAGAUGGAACACAAAAGCACAAACAGCAAGUAUUGCACCUUGUUGCAGCAGAAGGAGAAAUUGGAGGAGCUGGCAGGACGUGGUGAGAAAGAGAGAGAAGAGCUGAGCCAAGAGCAGCAGAAGAAUGGACUCCUCCAGCAAGAGAACCUUCAGCUGAGAGCUGAUGUGGACAAGCUGUCACAGAGCCAAUCCCAGCAGUCUGAGCAGUGUGACAAACUCCAGCAGCGCAUGAACCAACUCAAGAGUUUGCUGAGCGCUGGCCAGCUGGAAGUAAGUAGCUGGAUGAAACGAUACGACUCGCUGAUGGAGCAACACCAGGGUCUGGACCUCACCAUGACCAAAGUAGAAAACCGCUGUGAGCUCUUAGGUCGUCUGAAAGGCAACCUGGAGGAGGAGAACCACCACCUGCUGAGUCAGAUCAACCUGCUGAGUCAGCAGAACCACUCCCUGCUGGAGAGGAGCAUGGAGAGCAAAGAGCUGUCUCACCAGGAACAGAAAGUCUACAUCGACAAGCUGAACGCUCUCCGUCGCCAGAAAGAGAAACUAGAAGAGAAGAUCAUGGACCAGUACAAGUUUUAUGACCCCACACCAAAAAAGAGGAGUCAGUGGUCCGGAGCCAAAGCUUUGGCUAAAUUCAUCAAACCGAGAAAGGAGAACAGCAGAGAACGAGGCGGCGAGCGAGACAAGGAAGGGACCAAAGACCGAGAACGAGCCAAGAGCGCCCCCGAUAUCCCCCUCCCUGCACCCCCGCCCUUACUCCCGCCAGAAACCCCGCCCCUCCCUCCCCAGAGGACAGGAAGUGACUCCCAAGACAAUGGCCACACCCACAGCAGUCCUCGCCUGGGCCCCCAGAGUCCACCGUUGACCCCCAGCAGCCGAGGUGUGGCAGACCGAGGACGAGGGCUGUAUCGCAGUGGUGAAGAUCCACAUGGACCAGGUGUGUUCUUAGACCAAGACAAUGACAGGGUGUUUGGUCACAUGGGAGGUCGCCCGGGGUCAGCUGACCUCAGUCAUCACACCUCCAGCUCCAACUCACCUGUCAAAUGCAAAGAUGCACCAGACUGUCAGCGCUGGUCAGGCAGUCUGUCCAGCGAUGAUGUCAUGGGUCUGAGCCAGUCUCAGCAGACUUUGUCCCGGAGUGCGACCCUCCCGUAUGACCAGUCACCCCAGCAGGCUCAGCCACAGCGCAGGAACAGGAACAGAACUCGACCCUCAUCUCCUGGAAGUGAGAUGGUGACGUUGGAGGAGUUUCUGCAAGAGAGCAGCGUGAAGUCGCCACAAAUGGUGUCCAUGGGAAGCAAAGAGGACCUGAUGAAGGAUUACUUCACCAGAAGUCCAGAUCCCACUGGCAGCGACCAUGUCACCCCCACCAGCUACGUCACACCCACCGUGCACACCCCCAACCAGAGACCAGGCCAGAGUGUCAAGCCGUCUCCCCGGCAGCCUGUGGGUCAAUCCCCAGGCUCCGGUCGGCCGAUGACACCGAGAAGCAACCAGUCUCUGAGCAGGACCUUCAGCCUGGCCUCUGCCGAUUUGCUUCGCUCUAAUGGGCCGGACGGUUUCCGGGACGGCGGGUCCCCUAAGCAGUCGGAUCUGGUGAUUCGACGGCAGGGAGGGGCUAAAGGGCGAGAGAGACCACUGUCCGCCCGUUUGGCCGGGUCAACCAAUCAGCCGGGGGACGGCAGCUUCCUGGCCUCACCCGUCCACCACUCGUCUUCUCUCACCCUGCAGACCGAGAGGGAAUGCGAUAGAGGGCGGACUCCUGUGUCGCAUAACGCCCCGCCCUCCUCAUACCAUCAUCGUGGUGAGGUUGCCAUGGUAACCCCCGUGAGGGCCGUAUCCGCUACCCAGCUGGGCGAGGCCUCGGCGCAGGACGCCCACUCCAGUGACUCUUGCCAGAGUGGAGACGCCGAGAGGCCAGGAUGUAGCACAGUCCAACGGCCAACAAGCACACCGGCCUCCCCGGAUCCCAACAACGACCCCCAGACCGUGUGGUAUGAAUACGGCUGUGUCUGAACGCUCUCUGCUCUUUCCAACCAAAAGACUAAAACUCUCACAUUUCAAUAUCCAAUGUGGCAACCGUCGGUCAUCUCUAACUGCAAGUCUGACCAAAUCCAAGGCAAUGAAGCCGGAGUUCAGAACACCUUUUUAAAUGCUUCUCUUUUGGGUCCACAGCGGAAUGAGAUCACUUAACCCGGAAAACCGUCCUAGGCCACAUUGACUGUCUAGAAACGAAGCAGCCACCAAAGGACUUCCAGUAGAUGACUGUUUUACUUGCGACACUAAUGGUGCCUUCACACUUGUCAUCCUGUGAAAACAGACUCUUUGCUACUACGCUUCGUUUAGUCAAGUGUAAAGGACCGGACCAAACUAGCAGACCAAGACCACUUGAGUGAUGGGUGUAGGUGUAGUCUUGGACUACAAACCGCAGAACGCAAACCACAGAAUUGAUGUCGGUGAAGUCGUCCCAGAUGCCUUCGUAUUGCAGAACAUCGCCAUCUACGUAUGUGUUCCACGGAGGAACUGCAAAAAAGCCUCUAAAAUGUGGCCAUCAAAAGUAAAGUUCUUCAACCGUAAGUCCAGUAAGCCAGAAGACAUGGUGUUGUUCACGUGUUCCAAUCGUCUGCUGACAAAUGUUCAGGUGUGACCUCACACACUCCUGAACAUUGUUGGUCUGGAUCAGUUAGGGACUACAAGUGUGAAUUGUCCAGACAAACCUCUAUGUAGAGAUUCCAAGCACCUAAUUCAAGGGGAACUAUCAGAAGAACUGAAUGCUGUGUGGAACAAACACUGGAAAAGGUGAGAGGCGGUGAAGUGGUUGGCAGAACAAAUACGUGAAACGGAGAGAGAAACCGAAGGACGAGUUAGAGAAACAGUGGAGAUCGCGAGCGUUUUGUCCCGGUUAAACCACAGACCACCUUCGGUUUUUGUCUCAGCAUUCGACACUUUACCGGAAAAAGAAACACACGUUAUUUUCACUGAAGCCAUAUUUCAACCUAGAAAUAGGUUUGAACUCCAAGCAGAACACUGGUAGAUGUGCAACAGUACGCCAUCAAUGCAACAGUACGCCAUCAAUGCAACAGUACGCCACCUUGCUUCUAAAGUCCCAGUUGGGUUCGUAAUGCGAAACAUACAACUUUGUAGAUUUGUGAAACGUCUUUAAUGUUUUGUUUUCUAAAUGAAACCCAAGAAAGUGUAGCCCGCUAAAAGGAAAGUGCAAUAGUCAGUUAUUUUAUUUCCAUAAAUGAGAGUUCCGUAUAGCCUGAUGGUUGAAGCUUGCAGUCCUCCACUUGUUUACACGACUGCUCAAUUCCCGUUGUUUUGGCCGUAUGACACCUGUAUCACACUUGUCCAGGUCCGUGUGGACGGUGCCAUUCCCAAGUCUUUCAUAUCCCAUCAGUCUUCCAAGUCCGUGUGGACGGUGCCAUUCCCAAGUGUUUCAGAUCCCAUCAGUCUUCUUUGGUGUGUGGAAAUACAAUGAACGCUCAGAGCGCAUCCAUCCCACAUCAUUGUUCACCAAAAUAGACGGUUACUAAACAAAUAGUUGACAACGGAGCAGCAAAACGGGUGAAAAUGAAAUGUUUUAGGAACUCCGACACUCCCAUCUCUGACUCGUCGCCCACAGACACACUCUUCAAGCACACAUCUCAGCAAAAUAUCCCGUAAAAGUGCCAGAGCCAAAAUACUUCUUCAUCUUCUCCGCACAAUAAUUAGGUGGAGAAAAUGUUGACUUUGAUUGCACAAAAUCAUGAAAAGUGCGACUCAAGUGGAAGGCAUGUUUAAGUGGAAGGCAUGUUUAAGUGGAAGGCAUGUUUAAGUGGAAGGCAUGUUUAAGUGGAAGGCAUGUUUACUUGGGUCAACAUACAGGUCACAUUGCCUUCACAUUAGAAAUAUUUUUUUCAAUUCUUUAUCUGAAAUAAGGGGGAACCCUUAUUUAAAAAAAAAACGGUCUUGCCUCAACAAAACAAUAUUGGUCUUGUAGUUGUAGGAUUAUGUCUCAAAACCUCACCAGGAGUCUCAACAACACCCGGAAAUGACAGAAAAUGUUUAUUUUUCGAAAACUUUUUUUUGCUAAAAUGUCAUAAAGGGGAACCCUUACACAAAAAUUUUAAAAACUGUCUUGCUUCCACUAAAAAUAUUGGAUUUGACAAAAAAAAAAUCAGAACUGUUGUGAACGUAGCCCUAUUUCCCGUCUCUACUGGACAACAAGCUUCUUUCAACUUGUCAAAUACCUGAAGGCCAGGUGUUCCAAAUCAGGCUCUGGCUUCUCCUUGGCAACAUCGCCAGCCUCCAACCAACUUCUUGUCCCUCACUUUUAUUGUGUACACACAAAAAAUGCACGUUUUCUCUUCUUGGGUGUUGUUGACAAAUGUUGGAGUUAGGAAAUAUUCAUCCUGAUUGGAGUUUUACAAAAAAACAAAGUACCAAACGGAAGACAAAAAGUGGACAAUAUUGCAAUGGUUGUUUCCAGGAACUGAAUCAUGGCUUUGCAACACUAAGGAGCUAAAAAUGCUGGUUUCAUUGUGUACCGCACACCAUACCAAUAGAUCCAAGGACGAAUAUAUGAACCGUGACAUUCCUAUUCCUAUUAUUUUGCGGACUAUAGUACACACUGGUAUAUUAGCCACACCCACUAACGUUUAGAAGACAAAAACAUGUUUCCAAAUAUUAGCCACAAGCCGCAGAUAUAUACCUUGUGAAAUUAGUUAUUUACACAUAAAUAUUUUGUAAAUGUUUAUUUACAUACCUUAAUUGUUCCAAAUGGUGUCUGUAACACGGCAGUAAAACGGCUCAUCAAACAAAACAGAAGUCAUGGUCAUGGACCCACUAGCUGUGCAAGCUAACUCUCAAUCAGCUAAACAGACUCAAUAACUCCACGCUGAUGUUUUGGUGAGUUUAUGAAAGUGAAACAAUACAAAAAGAAUUGUAAGUUGAUAAUACUAACAAAGAUACUCGUAAACGUGUUAGCAUAUUAGCUAAUGCUAACGACGCUAGCUUCAUUACAUCACUAUAGCAGGUACAAACAUGCAUGAAAACACUCCUACAGACAUCACACAUGGGACGCUUUACUGAGUAGGAAUAGUUUUAGUUAUAUUGUAAAUCUUACAAACGUUGCUUGGCGUGAUGAAUGAAGAAUCC